AUGGCAGAGAAUAGUGAACAAGCAAUGAUUUCACAUUUGAUGUUAUCUGACUUUCGUCAAAACAAUCAAAUUGAAAAAUAUUUCAAUUGGAAUAAUAAUAUUAAGACGAUAAAUCGAUUGGGGCCUCGUGGAAAUGUAGCAUUACAUGUUGCUAAUUAUCAUGGAUACAAUGAAAUUAUUCAAAUAUUUCUCACCGAUAAUGCAUUACAAUCAUUUAGAAAUAUGUCAUAUCCAUUAUUACCCUAUGAUGAAUCCACCAUGGAUGAAAUAAAAAGAUUAUUUCGAAAAGAAUCCAACUUAUUUUGUUUGCAAGAUGAAAAUCAAGAGCAUGAUUAUAUUGAGUGGUCAUUGGUUGGUGACAAUUUAAUACAAAAGCGUCAACAAUUUCGUGAACAAAUUGAUUUAUAUAAAACUUAUGAUAAUCAGCAUCAUUUAGUCACAAAAUUAUUAAUUGAAAUAAUUGAAUAUUAUUUAAAUGAGUACUUGAUCCAAAACGAACAUUUUUCCAGAAAUGAAAUAGAAAAAUUGGAAUUUUAUUUUAAACAAGCUAUUAAAGAACAAAAUUAUCUAAAAUAUUUUAUACAAGCUUAUACAUUAACAAAUAAUUUUCAUCAUGUUUUAAAUAAACAUCUAGCAUUGUAUAUACUAGACUAUUUUGAUGCAUCAUCCUACUCUUCACCGCCAACAAAAUAUCGCUUAAUUAAUUGUUUGGUUCAUAUUAUUACAUUGUUAAUUCAUCAUCCAGAUAUAUAUAAAUAUAAAUUCAAAGGUAUGACUUAUCGCGGUCUAUUAAUGACCGAAAAUGAUUUAAAACGCUAUAGUAUUGGUACUCACAUAUUAAAUCGAUCAUUUGUUUCAACGUCAAAAAAUCGUUCAGUUGCUCAAAUGUUUGCUGGUAAUAGUCUACAAACUUUGACAAAAGUGUCUGUUUUAUUAAAAUAUACAACUAAACAAAAUCACACAGCCAUUGAUAUUGAACACCUAUCAACGAUCAAAGAUGAAAAAGAAGUAUUAAUAUUACCAUUUUCAGUAUUUCAAAUCAAAGAUAUAAUUAAAAAUGAUCCAAAAAUGUCUCCACCAGCAUUAUUUGAAAUUGAAUUGGAAGAAUGUGAAGAUGAUGAACUAAUGAAUAAGAAAGAGAAAAAAAGUAUCUGCCCAUUGAUCGUAAAUCGAUCGGUUUGGAAUGCUACUAAACCAAAAAAUAAUUAUACUAUGUUGUCACCACCUGUUCCACAUGUUGCAAUACAUCAUACAACUGGUCCACAAUGUACAACUUUUUAUUCUUGUGUAUUACAAGUACAACAUUGGCAAAAAUUUCAUAUGGAAACAAAACAAUGGGAUGAUAUCGGGUAUAACUUUUUAGUUGGUGGUAAUGGUUACAUAUUUGAAGGCAGAGGUUGGAACCAUACAGGCGCACAUUGUAAAGGUUUUAAUCCAACAUCAGUAGGUAUUGGUAUCAUUGGUGAUUUGAUUUCUGUUCGACCCUCAAAAUCGUCAUUAAAUGCUGUGAAAUCCUUAAUUAAAUGUGGUAUUUCAUUUGGUUUUAUUCAAAAAAAUUAUACACUCGUUGGACAUGAAGGUUUUGGUAUUCCAGAAUCCUAUAUGUUUAAUGUGGAUACGUCCCACCCUGUUGCACACUAUUGUAAUAGGUCAACGGCAACUGUUUCACGCAAAUAA
This is a messenger RNA of Rotaria sp. Silwood1, 1677 nucleotides long. NCBI's taxonomy places the organism in Eukaryota, Metazoa, Rotifera, Eurotatoria, Philodinida, Philodinidae. The record is from the annotation of a GenBank genome assembly.